This is a messenger RNA of Leopardus geoffroyi (Geoffroy's cat), 1983 nucleotides long. RefSeq names its product methionyl aminopeptidase 2 (gene METAP2). Gene Ontology annotation, biological process: proteolysis. The record is from RefSeq and is a predicted model, not a curated record. Gene Ontology annotation, molecular function: metalloaminopeptidase activity. NCBI's taxonomy places the organism in Eukaryota, Metazoa, Chordata, Mammalia, Carnivora, Felidae. The transcript has 11 exons. The coding region runs from base 115 to 1548 and encodes 477 amino acids.
CAUUCCCUGCGCUCCUACCAUCGAGAGCAGCUUCCGGCGUCGUUCGUGUAGGUGGGUGAAGAAGGAGCGGGCCCUCGCCGCUCUGUCUCACUGUCUCGCGCUCUCUCGGGCAACAUGGCGGGUGUGGAGGAGGCAGCGUCCUCCGGGAGCCACCUGAAUGGCGACCUGGAUCCAGACGACAGAGAAGAGGGAGCUGUCUCUACGGCUGAGGAGGCAGCCAAGAAAAAAAGACGGAAGAAGAAGAAGAGUAAAGGGGCUGCCACAGGGCAACAGGAACCUGAUAAAGAAUCAGGAGCCUCAGUUGAUGAGGUAGCAAGACAAUUGGAAAGACAAGCAUUGGAAGAGAAAGAAAGAGAUGAUGACGAUGAAGAUGGAGAUGGGGAUGGAGAUGGAGCAGCUGGAAAGAAGAAGAAAAAGAAGAAGAAGAAGAGAGGACCAAAAGUUCAAACAGACCCUCCCUCAGUUCCAAUAUGUGACCUGUAUCCUAACGGUGUAUUUCCCAAAGGACAAGAAUGCGAGUACCCACCCACACAAGAUGGGCGAACAGCUGCUUGGAGAACUACGAGUGAAGAAAAGAAAGCAUUAGAUCAAGCUAGUGAAGAGAUUUGGAAUGAUUUUCGAGAAGCUGCAGAAGCACAUCGACAAGUUAGAAAAUAUGUUAUGAGCUGGAUCAAGCCUGGGAUGACAAUGAUAGAAAUCUGUGAAAAGUUGGAAGACUGUUCACGAAAGCUAAUUAAAGAGAAUGGAUUAAAUGCAGGCCUGGCAUUUCCUACUGGGUGUUCUCUAAAUAACUGUGCUGCCCAUUAUACUCCAAAUGCUGGUGACACAACAGUAUUACAGUAUGAUGACAUCUGUAAGAUAGACUUUGGAACACAUAUAAGUGGUAGGAUUAUUGACUGUGCUUUUACUGUUACUUUUAAUCCCAAAUAUGAUACAUUAUUAAAAGCUGUAAAAGAUGCCACUAACACUGGAAUAAAGUGUGCUGGAAUUGAUGUCCGUCUGUGUGAUGUUGGUGAGGCCAUCCAAGAAGUUAUGGAAUCCUAUGAGGUUGAAAUAGAUGGGAAGACAUAUCAAGUGAAACCAAUCCGUAACCUAAACGGACAUUCAAUUGGGCCGUAUAGAAUACAUGCUGGGAAAACAGUGCCCAUCGUGAAAGGAGGAGAGGCUACAAGAAUGGAGGAAGGAGAAGUGUAUGCCAUUGAAACCUUUGGAAGCACAGGAAAAGGCGUUGUUCAUGAUGAUAUGGAAUGUUCACAUUAUAUGAAAAAUUUUGAUGUUGGACAUGUGCCAAUAAGGCUUCCAAGAACAAAACACUUGUUAAAUGUCAUCAAUGAAAACUUUGGCACCCUUGCCUUCUGCCGCAGAUGGCUGGAUCGCUUGGGAGAAAGUAAAUACUUGAUGGCUCUGAAGAAUCUGUGUGACUUGGGCAUUGUAGAUCCAUAUCCACCAUUAUGUGACAUUAAAGGAUCAUAUACAGCACAGUUUGAACAUACCAUACUGUUGCGUCCAACGUGUAAAGAAGUUGUCAGCAGAGGAGAUGACUAUUAAACUUAGUCCAAAGCCGCCUCAACAUCUUUUAUUUUCUAAGCUUUGUUGGAGUACAUUAUACCACAAUUAAUUUGCAACAUGUUUGUCUGUUUAACAGUGGACCUAUGUAAUGCUUUUAUCCAUGUUUAAAAAGGAAGGACUUUGAUCAAAUGCAAACCAUCUAAUGUAAUUAGCCAAGGAAAAAGCUUUCAGGACUUUCAAAUGUUAACUGUUUUUCCCAUCUAGGAAAUGCUAUAAAGCUCAAAUUAGUUAGGAAUGACUUACACAUUUUUUGUUUUAAACACCUAAGACAUGCUUUUCAGAUAUUUAUAUUGCCAUAUUCUUAAUUGAAUGCUUUGAAUGACUACAUCCAAUUCUGCACCUAUACCCUCUGGUAUUGCUUUUUAACCUUCCUGGAAUCCAUUUUCUAAAAAAUAAAGACAUUUUCAGAUCUGA